Oryza sativa Japonica Group (Japanese rice) is the source of this 594-nucleotide messenger RNA. The record is from RefSeq and is a predicted model, not a curated record. Lineage: Eukaryota; Viridiplantae; Streptophyta; Magnoliopsida; Poales; Poaceae.
GGGCCGGGAUCCAUUUUUCUCAUCUAAGUCUUCUCCACGCCGCCGCCCUCCUCUUGCGCCGCCGCCGCCGCCACCGCCGCCGCACUCUGCAACCGCGCCGCGUGGAGGGAGGGAAGGACGAAGGAGGAAGGAGAUGGAGCGGGUCGGCGGCGGGGAGAAGCAGCUGGAGGACUGCACCGUGUCCAAUGCUCUCGGCACCUGGUUCUUCUCAGUUGCUGGUGCUCUUGUUGCUAUUCCUGUGGGGAUAAAGAAGAAAUCCUUGGCACCACUGGUUUUCUUUGGCACUACUGGAACUAUGCUUGAUAUCAUCAUGGGCAUUAGCCAAUGCGAGCGGGAGCAUGCUGAGCGGCAGAUGAAGCUUUUAGAAGCUCAAAACCUUUCUGCCAAUGCUUCAGCAGAUGGUGAAAACUGAUCAAGUUCUUUGAUUAUUAGGACAAGCAAAAUGCAGCUGUUGUUUUUCGUAACUUACUAGUUGAUCUGUAAUUGGCAUGAUCUUCUGCUCUUGUACAAAUUUGUCCAUCCAAAAUACGGAAAUCUUGAUAUUUUAAAUAUUCUCCAAUAAGUAUAUUGAGCAGUGGUUAAUCCUUGAUUUUU